Drosophila serrata is the source of this 2064-nucleotide messenger RNA. RefSeq names its product cocaine esterase. NCBI's taxonomy places the organism in Eukaryota, Metazoa, Arthropoda, Insecta, Diptera, Drosophilidae. The record is from RefSeq and is a predicted model, not a curated record.
AUGUGGAAUGCAUUAAAGAUUCAACGCUUUUUCCGGCUCCUACCGAUCCUGCUGCUCCUCCUGACCAAGUUUAGUUUGGGCCAGCAGACGCACAUCAAACUGGAGCAGGGAGAUCUAGUUGGGCUCAAAGUCUUUCCCGAUGGAGCCCGUGGUGCUGUCUAUGCCUUUUUGGGCAUUCCAUAUGCCCAGGCUCCGGUCAAUGAACUACGUUUUGCGCCCGCCAAACCCAGUCCCAGUUGGAAUCGCACCCUCCAGGCCACCGCCAUGCAGCCCCUUUGCCCGCAGCUCUCGAACACCGUUUAUGACGAGAGCUCGGAUGGUACGAUUCCCAGAUCAGUGAGCACAGAUGAGGACUGCCUCUACCUCAAUGUUUGGACGCCGGAAUCGGGGAUGCGGUAUGGCAAGCUACCCAUCGUGAUCAUUGUCACGGGUGAGGAGUUCGCCUACGAUUGGCCACGAAAUCGCAUCAAUGGAUUGGAUCUGGCCGGGGAGGGUAUCGCCGUUGUGAGUGUGCAAUAUCGGAACAAUAUCUACGGAUGGCUGGGACUAGGAGAACAACAUCGUCACCUGUCGGGAAAUUAUGGAUUAAGUGAUGUCAAUAUGGCCUUGCGAUGGGUUCAAAGGAAUGCAGAUGCUUUUGGUGGCAAUCCGGAUCACGUUACCUUAUUGGGUCACGGAAGUGGUGGAGCUCCACUGGCGUUGGCUGUCGCUCUGCACGAGUCUCAGCUGGUGAAGAAACUAGUGCUCAUGUCACCGGGUCCUAUUAUGCGUUCUCUGGGCAAGAAUCACCAUCGGCGGAUAGUGGGAACGGGUCAGGUUCUCGUCCAGAAAUUGGGCUGCCAGUUCGAGGAGGCCCAACGUCGUCAACUGAUGGGUUGCCUGAGGCGAAAGAGUCGUGAGGACCUGCUCCGAGCCUACGAAAGUGUAUACAACCAUGGCAAUGGUAGCUCCCAGCUGGGCGUAAUUCUGCCCGGAGGUUUAGAAUUGGAGCAGAGGCUGCGAAAUGAGACGCUACCACCCUUGCUCCUGGGUAUAACCUCAAAUGAAGGUGCCUUCCUGCAGGACUACUGGUUGGAUGUGGCCCGAGUGGGUCAGUUGGCUCUGCAGGAGUACAUCAAUCACACCCUUUUGCCCAAUGUAAUGCGAUCUCUGGAAUCAACGGGUGAAGAGAGUGCCUCCCAACUGGCAGCCAUCAGAUGGAGAUACUUCAAUGGCAAGGGAGAAGGCGUAAUCCAUCUACUGAGCGGAAUGCAACGGCUACUCUCCGAAUCCCUGUACGAGCUGCCCUUUUUUUGGCUGAUGAAUUUGGUCAAUGGAAGCACCACCAGCUAUGCCUACGUCUUUGAUCAAUCCCAAUCGAUGGACAUGCGGGGCAGAAGGAAUCUCUUCGGUGGAGCCUCCCACAGCUCGGAUCUUCCCCUGCUCCUGGGUCCCAGUUUGUUCCAGCAGAUAGCUCGUCGCAGAUUCAGCGGUGAAGAGGAGCAACUGUGCCGUAAGCUGAGGGGAGCCUUUGCGAAUUUCAUUAAGAACGGGAAUCCUACUCCAGGCAGAAUAUACGAUGGAUGGUUGCCCUACAACAAGGAGAAUCCAUUCGUUUACAGCUUGGGAGAGCAGCCGGCGAAGUCAUCCCAAGCGGGUUCAGUGGAUGAGGCAGAGGUAGAGAAGUUACUCAGAGCAGAAACAGGAGUUUCAGGCCUGGAUCGGAGUCUAUCUCGGAGCAACCGCCACGACUCGUACAGAGCCACCCACGCCAACUCCUACACAGCCAGUAAUCCGCAGGAUUCCGGCUACUCCAAUCACUUGCAAAGGGUUCAUGGAUUCUGGCAGGUGCUGCUACCCCUGGAAAGGGAGGACGACUUGAGAGGAGGCGCCCUGGGUCAGCGCGUCCGACUCCUGGAGGCGAAUGCCGAUGCAGCACGCUAUCGCCAGGGAUUCUUCGCCAUGCUGGGAUUGGUCUGCCUGCUCCUCGCUUGCCUCUGCCUUUGUGUCUAUCUACUUAAAAGGGAUCCCAAUCCAAUGCGAAGACGCAGUGCGUCCUCGGCUUCAGACUGCUAUAGCUUAUGA